This is a messenger RNA of Aspergillus sclerotioniger CBS 115572, 1481 nucleotides long. RefSeq names its product CFEM domain-containing protein. The transcript has 3 exons. The record is from RefSeq and is a predicted model, not a curated record. Bases 72 to 1367 code for a protein of 431 amino acids. NCBI's taxonomy places the organism in Eukaryota, Fungi, Ascomycota, Eurotiomycetes, Eurotiales, Aspergillaceae.
CGUUCCUUUCUUUCCUUGAUUGCUACCGGCUUCGUCUUGUUUCAUUCUCUGUUGGCUUCCAAUCAUCCAAGAUGCAAUCCGUUUCUCGACUUGCUUUGCUUGCCCUGGGCUCAUUGCCCCUUGCCUUUGGUCAGCUGGAGACCAUUGGCGUGACUACCUCUGGCGUCACCCCGACUAGUUCGCCAUCGUCGACGUCCUCGUCCUCAUCCUCAACCCCAUCCUCUACCCCGCUCACUACGCCAGCUCCCAGUACCACCACGACUGGGGAUCCGUUGGUUCUUACCACUAUCUUUACCCAGCCCUCAGGAUGUGUCGGUGGGAUGAGUGAAGUUGCGUCGUGGUCGACCGAGCUCUGGCAGAACAUUGUCAACCCGGUGCCGACCUUGACGCUGUCAUCUUGUUAUCCAAGCCAAUUCUAUUAUAGCGCUGUGGCUACUUCUGUGCUGCCUCCAUACAAACAGCUGGUGUGUCCCGAAGACUGGGAGACAUACAAUGCCACCGACACGGACAUUGUCUGUUGCCCCGGUGGCUAUGGUUUGUAUGCUCCCAACUGGUUGAAUACGACACGUCCCGGAUUGGGUGCUGUCUGCACUUCCAGCAUCUGGCCCGACGUGUUGAUGGACAUUACCAGCUACGAUUCCACGGCUCUGGCAACGGUCAUUGCCACCACCGCUGGGGCCAAUGGCACCUUGGUGUUUGCGACGGCGUUUGAUGGAACUCUCGCCACUUCAAUAGCCUCUUCCACUUCUUCCUCCAGCCAGACUGUCCCAUCAACCACCAGCAGCGUCACUCCCACUACCUCGCCCGUUGUGACCACCUCGGUGGCUUCUACUACCUCCACCACCUCCACUGGAACUUCCAGUCUCACGGCUAUCUCUCAGCUCCCCAGUUGCGGGCAAACCUGCUUCAGCAAUGUGCUGGCCAAGUACGAGUCUUUGGGAUGUACCACUUCGGACCCAUCUUGCAUGUGCCGGAAUAUCAACUUCUACUAUGGUAUCCGGGAUUGCUCCAACGCGGCCUGUGGCACCGAUGUUGCCAGCACCGUGAUUGCCUUUGAAAGCAGUUACUGUACUUCGGCCAUUGCCGCUGAAACCACUUAUCCCAGCACUGCCAGCGCAACUGCUGUUCCCACCGCCAUCUCUGCUCUGCCUACUUGCGGUCAAACCUGCUUCGACAACAUGUUGGGCAAGUAUUCCUCCCUCGGAUGUAGCAGUGCGGAUCCCUCCUGUCUGUGCGAGAACAUCGACUUCUACUAUGGUAUCCGGGACUGCGCCAAUGCUGCUUGCGGCACUGAUGUUGCCAGCACUGUGCUUGCCUUUGAAACUGCGUACUGCUCCUCUGCCACGGCUACGGCCACCAGCACUUGAGGGGUGUGACUUUGGGAUUCAAUCUGUAAUUUCAUAAUGGAGCGCUAUUGUCUGCAGGUGGAUACGAGUAGAUUAGAUUUGCCAUGCCAAUAGUUCUGAAUAAUUGAAUGUGUU